Quercus lobata is the source of this 354-nucleotide messenger RNA. RefSeq lists its product as uncharacterized. Bases 1 to 354 code for a protein of 117 amino acids. Gene Ontology annotation, molecular function: nucleic acid binding; RNA-DNA hybrid ribonuclease activity. The transcript has 2 exons. The record is from RefSeq and is a predicted model, not a curated record. NCBI's taxonomy places the organism in Eukaryota, Viridiplantae, Streptophyta, Magnoliopsida, Fagales, Fagaceae.
AUGAGAUUACAACCACAGCCACAGCCACAACGUUGGUCACCACGUGAACCCGGUACAUACAAAGUAAAUUAUGACGAGGCAUACUUUGCGGAGGAAGAAGAAGCAGGAAUUGGUGUCGUAGUGAGGAACGAACUGGGACAGGUGAUGGCGUCCUUAGCAGAGAAGUUUGUCAUGCCUCCAACAGUGGAAAUUCUUGAGGCUAUGGCAGCAAGGAGGGAUAUGAUCUUCAUGGACGAAUUGGGUUUGCGUCGGGCCAUUUUUGAAGGAGAUUUGGAGACUGUUGUUAAGGCAUUAUCAGGGGACUGCCCAUAUCGGUCUAGUAUUGGGCACAUUGUAAAAGAACUCUAUAUUUAA